Molecule: messenger RNA, 871 nt
Organism: Cariama cristata (Red-legged seriema)
Lineage: Eukaryota; Metazoa; Chordata; Aves; Cariamiformes; Cariamidae
Product: procollagen galactosyltransferase 2-like
Exons: 7
Coding region: 92-871 (259 amino acids)
Molecular function (GO): procollagen galactosyltransferase activity
Source: RefSeq, a predicted model, not a curated record
CACUGACCACAACGUUGAUAACACCACAGCAAUCCUUAGAGAGUGGCUGAAGAACGUGCAGAACCUCUACCAUGAUGUGGAGUGGAGGCCCAUGGAAGACCCCCAGUCUUACCCAGAAGAAAUUGGGCCAAAACAUUGGCCAAGCUCCCGAUUUACUCAUGUGAUGAAACUGCGCCAGGCUGCCCUGCGUGCUGCACGAGAGAAGUGGUCGGACUACAUCCUGUUCAUUGACGCAGAUAAUUUACUGACCAACCCACAAACCCUGAACCUGAUGAUAGCAGAAAACAAGACAUUGGUGGCACCAAUGCUUGAGUCUCGCUCUCUCUACUCUAACUUCUGGGGUGGCAUCACCCCGCAGGGCUAUUACAAAAGGACCUUGGAUUAUCCCCUCAUUCGGGAAUGGAAGAGGACGGGCUGUUUUGCUGUCCCGAUGAUUCACUCCACCUUCCUCAUUGACCUGAGGAAAGAGGCCUCCACCAAGCUGAUGUUCUACCCCCCCCACCAAGACUACACCUGGAGCUUUGAUGAUAUCAUGGUCUUUGCCUUCUCCAGUCGCCAAGCAGGAAUCCAGAUGUUCAUCUGCAACCGUGAACAUUACGGUUUCCUUCCCAUGCCCCUGAAAUCGCACCAGACACUGCAAGAAGAAGCCGAGAACUUUGUGCACACGCUCAUCGAGGCUAUGAUCGACCGUCCUCCCAUUGAACCCUCUCGGUAUGUCUCUGUUCCUCCGAAGCACCCCGACAAGAUGGGAUUUGAUGAAAUUUUCAUGAUCAAUCUGAAGCGUCGGAAAGACAGGCGGGAUCGGAUGCUGCGGACUCUGUACGAGCAGGAGAUUGCAGUCAAGAUAGUGGAGGCUGUGGAUGGAAAGUGA